AUGGUGCCGCCUCCUAUCGCCCGCGCAGUUCAGCAGGUGCAGGGCGUCGCGCAAGCCGCGGCGCAAUUCGCGCAGGAGCUCGUUUUCGAGCUGCGCACCGAGUCGCAGGAGGCGCUGCGAACGGGCCUCGGCAUUCCCAGGGCGGUUACCAGCAUCGCCAGCUUCGGAUGCUUCGUAAGCCGACCAGCUUACCCAAUUCCCGCAGUAGCAGCAGCGGGCACAGCAGCCAUCACCACUGACUUCGUCGCUCGGUUAUAUGGCGCCAGGGAGUGUGAGGGAUGCAACGGGUGGGAAGGAGUGGCAUGCACUACAUGCCGAGGAACAGGACACACUAGAAGACAAGCACUGCCAUCCAGCAAGUCCUCUGGGCAGUCUCUCCUGGUGGCAUCACCACACCCCGCCGUCUCUUCAUCUUCUUCCGCUGCCGCUGCCUCGCUGUGCCCCACGUGCCAUGGGUCGGGCGUGAUGAGAUGCUCGGUGUGCAAUGGAGACGCGUGGAAGCACAAGAUCACGUUCGAUAGGGUCCUGGACUCGCCACUUAAAGCCUGGGAUGCCUAUCGGAUGGCCAAACCUGUCAUGCCAUCCCCCGAGGCAAUGCAAGACCCGAACCGCGCUGCCUUCUGGUUGCUGCAGCGGCCGGCAGUGGAGGAAGGGGUGGAGAUGAGCGAGAGGGACAAGGAGACCGUGUGGUGGGAGCACCAGUGGAAGCAACGGUACGAGGGCAUGCGGGAGGUAGUGCUGCAGAAGCAGCCCGGGUGGCAGCAGGCACAGCAGGCUUUAAUCGAAAUGGAUCCGUCUGCGGCUCUUAACGAUUCCGAGAUGGAUGCUGCCAUCCGAACCAAGCCUCUCAAGGCUCGGCGGCUGCCAAAGCUGGAAGGCGACGCAGAGGCUCGGAUGGCCGCGGCUCUGGAGGAGGCUCGGAAGAAGGUGGACAAAAUGACGCCUCCUCCACGACCCAAAGACUUUGGGUCCUUCCAGCUAGACUGGGUGCAGGAGCCCGAUGAGAGCAAAAUGAAGGGGGAGGCGGAGAGGCAGCAGUGGCAGGCGAUGCUGCAGCAGCAGCGGGAGGUGGAGGAGAAGAUGCUGGACGCUGCUUGGCGGGACAGCUGGCAAAACGAUAAGGUAGAAGAGAAUUUAAAGAAAGCUGUGUCUCGCAUGAAAGCAGCAGAUGAAGCAGCGAGGAGAGCAAAGGCUGCAGAGGCGGCUGCUGCUGCAGGAGGGGGAGCAGCAGCAGGUGCAGCAGCAGCGGGAGGGGCAGCGGGUGGGAAAGGAGGGGCAGCGAGCAGUGGGGGCAAGGCGGCUGGGAAGAAGAGCAGCGGAGGGGACAAGGGCAAGGGCAAGGCAAG
Messenger RNA from Closterium sp. Naga37s-1, 1346 nucleotides. The record is from the annotation of a GenBank genome assembly. Lineage: Eukaryota; Viridiplantae; Streptophyta; Zygnematophyceae; Desmidiales; Closteriaceae.